AUGGCAAUGGAUGUGGAGUAUGAGACCUCAAAGCCACCUUGUUUUUCUUGUGCUUUUGACAGCCAAAAUGGAGGGAGAAACUUCUCCACAGAAUCUUAUUUAGCAAGUGGGUCUUUUAAGAGGGUCUUGCUGAGCCUGGAUCCUUCUCCAAAUGACUACGAAGAAGCUGUAGUGGAAAUGUUUGGCUUUCAGUGGGUUACUGAAAUGGCAUUAGUUGAAUCCUGUGAAUUUCUCUUUGGAUUACUUAGGCAACAGAUGUACAGACUGGAAGACCUAGUAGAAAGGAGUUCAUCUGAUUUUGGUCAUGCUGCAAGCUUGCACUCUGAAGCAGAGAGCAUCAGGCAUCAAUGUGUUGAGUUUUUGCGUUAUGUGAAAGUUUUCAUCUUCAGGUAUCUGGAACCCCCAAAAGAGGAAAAUGAUGGAACACUACAGCCAUAUGAAGAACUAGAAGCACAGUUACCAUCAGCGUUGGUGGAAGAGCUUCAUGCUUUGACCAUGCUCAUUGGUCGCCUUUGUCAGCUUCCUAGUAAUGUCCUGGCAGCAUUUACUAUUCAACAUCAGGCAAAGAUCUUUCCCCCAUCAUGGCAUUUACUACACCUCUACUUGGAUAUCAGUUGGCUAAUAAUGGAAAUUCUUCACCUACUAGGUGAAAAAAUGAUGAGACAAGUUGUUUACGCUCACCAUUUCAUAAAUCUAACUGGAGAAAAUUUAACCAGUAUCAGUUUAUUUGAAAAACACUGUGGAAAUCUCAUAUCUGACUUAAUAAGAUUGUCUGUCAACAAGUAUACAAAGGUACGACCUUCUGAGGCUCUUACUAAUCACCAUUAUCCCUGUGCCUGCAUUAAAGAACUGUGGGUUCUACUUCUUCAGCUGCUGGACCACAGGAAUAAGGGGUCUCAUACAGAGUGUUUCUGGGCCUUUGUGAACAAAACUCUGAAGAACAUCUUUGAAAGGCCAAGUGGUUCUGAAACGAUGUCUGGUUUUGAAACAGUGCCAUGUAAAGACCCAUUGAGUUUUAGCUGGUGGAUUAUUAGUCAUCUAGCAUCACUCUACCAGUUUGACCGUAAUGGAAAUCUAGAUGAAAAGAAAAAGAAGGAAUCCAAUUGGAAAUUUGUGGAAGAACUCCUUAAAAAAUCCACUGAUGCUCAAGCUGGUGUGUUAGAGGAACACUUACGAAUGCAUCUUCAGUGCUGUUUAACUUUGUGUAAUUUCUGGGACUUGAACCUAUCUGUUGUCACCAUACUCUGGGAUUAUUACAGCAAGAAUCUGAACAGUUCCUUUACUAUCCCUUGGCUUGGUCUGAAGGAUCUGGCAAUUAUCAGUAAGACUUCGUUGUCCAUGCUUGAGUUGGCGAAGCGUUGCUGCUGUGAACAGCAGAUCCCUUCUCUGUUCAAUUCCAGCAACAGUUACUUCAUUUUUCUCAGCAUUUUGGCACGCAUGAUGAAAGAAGAGAACAAUGGUGUGCAUCCUUGGAAGCAAAUUAAAGGACG
Acanthisitta chloris (rifleman) is the source of this 1490-nucleotide messenger RNA. Its product is annotated as protein MMS22-like. The record is from RefSeq and is a predicted model, not a curated record. Gene Ontology annotation, cellular component: nuclear replication fork. NCBI's taxonomy places the organism in Eukaryota, Metazoa, Chordata, Aves, Passeriformes, Acanthisittidae. Gene Ontology annotation, biological process: double-strand break repair via homologous recombination; replication fork processing. The transcript has 12 exons. The annotation marks the transcript as partial.